This is a messenger RNA of Tripterygium wilfordii, 1345 nucleotides long. RefSeq names its product protein FAR-RED ELONGATED HYPOCOTYL 3-like. NCBI's taxonomy places the organism in Eukaryota, Viridiplantae, Streptophyta, Magnoliopsida, Celastrales, Celastraceae. The coding region runs from base 22 to 1077 and encodes 351 amino acids. Gene Ontology annotation, biological process: regulation of DNA-templated transcription. Gene Ontology annotation, molecular function: zinc ion binding. The record is from RefSeq and is a predicted model, not a curated record. The transcript has 3 exons.
AAGAACAAUUUUUGGGCGGGAAUGUCGACAACUCAACGGAGUGAAAGUAUGAAUGCUUUUUUUGAUGGAUAUGUGAACUCAAAAACCACUUUGAAACAAUUUGUUGAACAAUAUGAGAAUGCUUUGAGGAGUAAAGCUGAAAAAGAAUGUCAGGCGGAUUAUGAAUCUUUUUGCAAGCAGGUGGGUUGUGUUACUUUCUACGAUAUGGAGAAACAAAUUCAAGCAAUUUACACAACAACAAAGUUCAAAGAAUUUCAAUCUGAAAUAACUGGGAUGAUGUAUUGUAGGAUUAUUUCAGUUGAUCAGUAUGAUAUGGUAUCAGUGUUUACUGUAGCUGAGGAUAUUGUUUAUGGGGAGAGGGGGAGAAAAAGAGUAGCGUACAGGGUUUUAUAUGAUGCAGGCCAAUGUGAUGUGAAGUGUACAUGUUACAAGUUUGAGCUUAGGGGAAUUCAAUGUAGACAUGGCAUUUCAGUGUUAAUUCACAAUAACAUUAGUUUGCUUCCUGAAAAGUACAUCAUAAAGAGAUGGAGAAAAGAUGUCCGGAGAGUUCAUACACGGAUCAAAAUCAGUUAUGAUGGAUGGAUAACCACACCUGAGCAAUUGAGAUAUGAGACUAUGAUCAGUGCUUUUACUAAAGUGGCUGACUUGGCUACGGAUGACGAAGAUCAAUACAAAAAUGUCAUGACUUGGAUUGAAGGAGCAAACAGGAAUAUGUCAUUGCAAGUAUCUCCUCAUUUUGUAACUAAAAAUGUACCAUUCACCAAUGAUCCCAUCAUCAAAAGAGGAAAAGGACGUCCCCCCUGUACAAGGAAGAAACCGACAAUGAGAAGGAGAGGAAAAAGGACAGCAAAUCAAGAUGUCAACAACUUGAUGGAUGUUAAUACUCAAUCUUCACAAAGACAAACAACAGUCAUUCUAACAGAGGUAAGGGGAACACAAGAGAGUCACGUAGGUUAUUCUAAUCAAGGACGAGAUGGUGGUUUUCUAUCUUUACUUAGAAAUGCAUCAGAGGUUGGUGAAACUUCAGGAAGUGGAGGGUAUCAGUCACUUGUGGAUGGAAUUGAUGAAGAUAUGUAGUUUGUUUAUCAACUACCUUUGUAUUUUUUGAGUAGUAACUUGUUUAUCAAUUACCUUGAUGAAGACAUGUAGGUUUUUUGAGUAGCUUGUUUAUCAGCUACCUUGAUGAAGACAUGUAGCUUUUUUGAGCUGUAUUUUUUUAGUUCAGUGGGGGUGAAAACAACGUUAUAUUGAAUAUGAUUGAAUUUGCAAAGUGACUUGCUAAGUUGAUGUGUAGCAAAUGCCUAUUCCAGGAAGGAUUGGAAUGAAUUAGAAAAGAUUUUGUUUA